This is a messenger RNA of Leishmania mexicana MHOM/GT/2001/U1103, 2310 nucleotides long. RefSeq lists its product as hypothetical. The record is from RefSeq and is a predicted model, not a curated record. Lineage: Eukaryota; Euglenozoa; Kinetoplastea; Trypanosomatida; Trypanosomatidae. Bases 1 to 2310 code for a protein of 769 amino acids. The transcript has a single exon.
AUGGGGAGUGCUUUGCAGACGUUCGAAGACGGUUUGGAGCUUACUAGCAUUCUCCCCGCUAUCAAAUAUCCUCUUGGCACUCAUACUAUCUCAAAGCUCUCUUCUCACCUCGAAGCUUCUGCAGGCGAAGUUAGUGCGAAAGAGCUUCGUCAGCUGGCGUCGAGCAUCAGUUUGUCACCGGAGCACUUGGAAUACUAUGAUGCAGCGCUGAGUACUCCCAGUGUCGUAGCAGCGAUCCGGUGCUGCUUACAGCUUGCAGACAACUCAGAGCUGGUUGCUUUUGCACGGCCGUUUUGGCGGGGAUGCGAGCGAGCACUGCAAGUGAGUACAAGACUAUCUUCUCAGGUCACUCAAAUCACCGCCGACGAGUUGGCCUUUCGCCUUUCGACCUCUAGCAACAAAGCGACUUUCUUUGAUCUUACUCUGGUGGAGGGUUUACCGCUCGAGCAAAAGGAGAUGGAGGGAUUAGUAAAGCAGCUACAGUCUGCCACAAGGGAAUUGGAAGAGGCAGAGCUUGUGGAUUUGCUGGAGAGAAUUGCCGCUCCAAGGAACUCCCAGCGUUACGCAGCAUGGGGCGCGGCUGUUCAGAGGGCACUUAUCGAGAAGGGUGGGGUAAGUGAUUCGAAUUGUUUUCAUGUUUUUGUCAGGCUCAUGCUCACGGGAACAAUCAUCGAAGAUUCCAUCUGCCGCCAAAUAUGCAAAGCAAGUGGAUACCUUGACUCUGAGCACACCGUUGAAUUGCUAAAUGCGCGGCGAGAUUCGGAUUUAGCCUCAUGCUCAAGCUCUUCCUCGCUGGAAGAUGUGGAGGCGGCGCUGCAAAGCUGCAUACGCAUGCGCCUCGAGCAGUCUCAGCCUGAAACACCCACUGACGAAUACUUGGAGUGGGUGCUGUGCCUGUCUUUUUUCUCACGGGAGGAGGCAUCGCUCUUGCUUAGCAUGGCGGUGACAAGCGGCAGACUCGCCGGAGAGCUGUCUGCGAAAGAAACGGCCGUCGUGUGUAAUGUCAUGAUCAGCACUGGCGUCUUCUUAACUACGUUGCUGCCCGCUAUUCAUCGCAGCGUGGAAAGAAAUGAGCUCAGUCAACUCACUAGUGUGCAUGCACUGUACAUUCUGCAACGAAGUGGAAUAAAGGCUUCCCCCGCUCUUCUCAAGAAAGCCAUUGGCCGAGCUGGGGCGCGUCUUGUAACCGCUUGCGCGUCAAAGGGCAACGUUGACGACGAGCUCUUUCCCAGAGAUAGAGCACUACUGAUCGCUGGGCUCUGCUUUGUCGAGGAUGAACAGCAACCUGUUCUGCUGCAGCGAAUUGUCAAGUCUCAGGAGUUGUCUCUUUCUGCUGCAAUGUAUUUCCUUCGCCAUGCAGGUCAAACAACGAGUUCAAAUCGUUGGGUGAGAAAGGUCGUACUAAGUCGGGUACUACGGUCUGUGAGCAGCUGUCGCGCAGAGGAUCUCUGCUUGGUUCUCUUAGCCCUAUCUGAUCUCGGCAUUCGCGACGCUGUCGCAUUUCAACGUGUGCUCGAAGAGCUGAAGCGAAAAACUCCUCGCACACAGGAUGUGGUAGUCGCAGCUAAAGCAGCGCGUAAAUUGAGGCUUACGCCUCUUCUUGAGCAAUCAGAGCUCAUUGAGAGCUUAAGCCACAUCGCCAACGUUUCGUCAGAUGACCUUCUCGCUCUGUUGAGUUGCAGCACCGCGAAGCAGCGGCAGUCUCUUUUGCGUUUCCCGGAUGUGGUCGCAACUCUCAACCGGAUAUCACUCGCAGACAGUACGACUUCGGAUUUGGUACUGCUCUUCACUUUUCUGCCAUCACAGGGCGGCAAGAGAGCAGAGGUGGUUGCCGAGCUGCAAGCCCGAGAACCUGUCGAGCGAGGUGCCCUCUCUGCUGACGAUGUCAUAGCAGCAUUCGAGUGUGCUGCUUCCAGUCAAGAGGUGGAGAGCCUUGCCAGGGUGCUCAUCCGUGCUGCUCAAAACUGCGAGGAGAGCCACUUGAUGCGACUGCUCCGGUGUGCUAGCAGGUAUUCCAAGGUCCCAAAAGCCUUCUUUCGGAUCGCAGGAAAGCCUAUUAUCUCUGCCGUGAACGAGAAAAGGUUGUCGCUUGUCAACGCGAGUGCGUGGCUGAACUUUUACGUUAAUAAUCAGAUUCGAGAUGAUAGCGUUGGAAGGAGCCUACUCUCAUUGCUAUCGAGUUCACAAUUACGGUCUCCCUCGCCGUUCCAUCAAGCCUAUUGCCGAGGAGCGCGGUUUUACGGAGUCAGCGUGAAAAAGUCGCGAGCGAAGAAACGGCUCUCUGAUUUCUCUCUGCUGACUCCUCAGUAG